Messenger RNA from Plasmodium fragile, 1776 nucleotides. RefSeq lists its product as uncharacterized. The transcript has a single exon. NCBI's taxonomy places the organism in Eukaryota, Apicomplexa, Aconoidasida, Haemosporida, Plasmodiidae. The coding region runs from base 1 to 1776 and encodes 591 amino acids. The record is from RefSeq and is a predicted model, not a curated record.
AUGGCGAGCGCAACCCACGCCGACGGAGGAAAAAAAAACACCAACCAAGGAGGAACCACUUCCUAUGAUGACUUCAUCGAAUUGAGGAAGAGAAUUAUCCUCAAGGAAAAAGAACUUUUGGAAAAAAAAAAAAAAAAAAGGGCAGAAGAAGCAAGUGUGAAAAAUGGAGGAGAAGAAAUUGCUGUGAAGGAGGAGGUGGAGGGACAGAAGGGGAAAGUCGUCAUGUACAGGUCCUUUGACGAGUUUUACAAGUAUAAAAAGAAUUUUGAGGAUCACGAGGUGAAGGUGAAGAGGGACGCCAUGAAGUCACUCAGUAAGUGCAGCGCUAGUGGCGCUAGUUAUGUAGGCGGCAGCAGUGACGCAACUGGUGGUAAUGAUGCAAGCGGUCCUAACGACGUUCACGCUGCUAACAAUGUGCACGCUGCUAACGAACGGGGAGAGCGCGGCGACCGCGGCGACCACCGGUACUCGUACAUCAAACUAAAAACGGAGAGACAAGGUACCGUCAAACAGCUGAAGGAGUACUUCCAGAAAAUGCAGGAGGACCAAAUACAAAAGAGAAACAACGAGAUGCUUCAGAAGAGAGACAAAAAGGGGGCCACAAGUGCUUCAGACAAAGGGAAUGAACGUGGACUGAAUAGCGGCAACACCGUAUUGGGAAGAAUGGAAAACGAAAAGAGGUGCUACUCACCUGAGGAUGACCUUCCCACGACGCUUCACCCCUGCGCUGGUGCAGUGGACACACGCGACAAUCGAGCAAACUCCCAAAGUGAUCACAUGGACACGAAAGAGUUGGAACUCCUGUGCAACCUCAUUAGUGAAAUGAAGAAAAGCUGCGACAACGGGGAAGACUACAUUGCUCAUUUAGUUCAGGACCUACACAAGUCUAAUAAGAGGCACCUGGUGCAGAAGAUUCUGCAAAUACUCAAAACCGUUGACAAUAAAAUAACCUCCGAGCAGGGGAAGAAGCCAUUAGAGCCGGGUGAAAGCAAAGUUGGAGAAGGAGACACGAGAAAAAAAAACCCAAACGUGAACACGUCGAUCAACAUGGUGAGUGACAAACGUGUGGGGAAUGCAGACAAGGCUUUACCUGAUAAGCAAAAUACAAAUGGAGGCCAUCCUAAGGUGCUUCCAAAAAAUACUUUAAAUUCGAGCAGCCUUCACAAAAAUGAAAAGGAGAAAAAAAAUGCACCGGUCAGAAGUGGAAGUCCUAUCCAUGUAAAAAUAAAAAAAUACAACGAUGCAGUACAGGCAGGAUAUUCUCAAAUGGGUCGCCCCCCAUAUGCGAAAGGGGAGGUGGGUAAGGCAGAUGGGAGUCUGACCCGCACAACGGACCCAACAAAAGACCCAACAAAGGGGGAGAAAGGCAUGGACAAGGAAAAAAGUGGUAAAAAGGGGGCACUUCAAGACGGGAAGAGCAACCAAACGAGCACCACUUCCAGUGAUGAAACGAACAGUCAGUCAAAACGUCCACACGAUAACGCCAGUUCGCUCCCUCCGAAUGGCAACACAGCUAAGAGUGAAACCAACGAGGCCGGAAAGUUUGAAUGGUUUUAUGCCACCAUGAAGGACUUAUAUAGCGAGGAUGACGAGGAAGUUGGGGAGCCAAACGAUGGACCAAGCGGCAAGCCAAAUUAUUACUCAAGUGAGGGUAGCGAAAACGACGACCUAUUUACGUGGCUGCAAAACAGAGAUGUUGAAAAAGUUUUGAGUGGAAAGAAACGGAGUGAUGAGGGAGAGACCAGCGAGGAGUCAGGACUUGUCCCCGUCCCAUGA